AUUAAAUUCAAAUAUUAAUACGUCAUAAAACGACGGUGUUUUUACUCUUACACUAAUCUAGAGGAGAGAUUCACCUUUAUGCCACUACGAGUAACACCACCGCCAUUAUUGUUUCAAAACAAGCUGCAAUUCUACCUUUCGCACCAAAGUCGUCAUCAAACAUGUCAUCUGUGCACUUUAAGCACCUUGACAUCAGAGUUUCCUCAUGAAUGUUAUGAAGAUGAAAUGACUCAUGAGCAUACAUCACAAUGUUGUUGUGUUGUUUCGUCUUCCCAAAUUAAGUCUCAGACUAAUGUUCUUAAAUGUAAAAAACCACGAGUGAAAACGCAUCCAUUUAUAAAAUUGGGUAUAAAUCCGCUGUAUUAUAGAACAGAUUAUGACAAAAAUUCGAGCUAUUGUAUCUUUACAAAAAAUCAAGUCAAGAGAUUAUUACAAUACCUUAAUGAAGCUGCGGAGCGCAUCUACGACCAACAUAUUCGUUUACUUGUCUUUAAACAACUGUGCCCAUUAAAAAAAAAACUCUCUAAUUCCUUUACAGGAGAAUUCACUACGUCGCAACAGCUUAGGGAACAAGUUGAAUGGUUUGUAGCUAUAACACAGUCUGAAGUGGUUUCAUAUCGAUUAAAAGCAUGGCGUCUUUUACAAGAGAACAACAAACUAAAAGUUUUAUUACAAAAGAAGAAUGAGGGGCAACAAAAUAAGCAACAAAUGCUUCCUGAGAGUCAUGCUUUUCCUAUGAUUUUUGACCCUUCUUUUGAGGGUGCUGAUUCUCCAUCAGGACGUAAUGUUCUUCAAACUUCGAAAAACAAGCCACUUUCUUUUCAUGAAAACGAUUACUCUUUAAAAAAAAAAAAACAAUUUAUGAAAGGAAAACAUUGUAUUAAAAAGAAGGAACGCUCUCUUUUAAAAAAGGAAGAAUAUCUUAUAAAAAAAGAAGAACGCCUUUCAAUAAAAGAAAAGUGUCUUUUGAAAAAAGAGGAUGGUCUAGUCAGCAAGGAAAAAGGACUUUUGAGAAAAGAAGACACCCUUGCAAAAAAGCAAGAAAGUCUCUUAAAAAGGGAAAAUAACACCUUGGAGAGAGUGGAAUAUUAUGGACACAAUGAGCAAAGCGCUUUGAAGAAUGAUGAGCACUUCACCGAAAAACCAAAUUUUUUUUAUCAAGAACACUUUUUGUCAGACAAAGAUGGUCCCGUUAACAGUACAAGGCCAUUAUCCUCAAAAAAGAAUGACAUUUCGUUACAUAAAACAAAUGCACUUUGUCAAAACAAAUCACUUAUUUUGAAACCUAACGUUAUUGUGAAACAAACUACACUUGAACUUGGAUAUCAGCAUGCGUCGCAUCACAAUCAUGAUGUGUCUCUUGAAAAUCCGGAUAUACCGCUAAACACGAAAGAUCGCCCCUCGACCACUGAAAUACAACCUUUACAAAACGACGGCUUUCUUUUCGGAACUAAAAGGACUCAACCGGAAACUCUCAAGUGGCCGACAAAUACUGAACAUUCAUUAUCAAAAAAUUAUGAUCCGCCUGGAAACACUAGAAACAAUUUGUCAACAAUUUAUGAGAGUCGAAAAAAAAAGGAAUACUCUCUUUCAAAAAGUAUCAACGGACCACGCGAUAAAUCUAAUUCUGCGUUAAAACAAGACAUUUCAACAUUGAAAAAAAAAAAGUCCCUUCCCAACACUCAACUCGAUCACUUUAAAAAAAACGAUCUUCUCUUGAAAAAUGAUGUUACCAAAGCCAAAAAUACUCAUUCAUUCACCAACAUUCAGCACUCCCAACUACAGAAACAUGAUUUGUUAACGAGCACAGAUUCCCCCCUUUCGCAAAUUCAGAAUCGUCUCAGUAGCUAUGAUAACUUUGAUUUAAUUAACAAAAAUGACAUGCAUCCCGUUUUCAACAAAUCAAAGACAAAAUUCUUAAACAAAAAACUAGGUUUUUUAACUCAUGCCAGUGCACUGCCGGCAAAGAACAGUGAUCAUCCUGUAGAAGAUGUAGCUACAAAGUUUCAUACACUUACAACCGAUUCUGUACCCUAUAUGGGUUACCGAACCCGCUUCGAGCAGAACAAUAAUGUGGUCGGAUAUCCAAGCCCUACCAAUCAUGAUGUUUCAUCAACAAUCAGUUUCGAUCAAAUUGAUGAAAAAGUUGUAUCUCAAAACGUUCAUAAAAGAAAUUCCGUUAAAAUUUGUGACAACCAACACCUAUCGCUUUCUAAAUUACCUUCGUCUCACCGGUAUUUUAUAAACGAGGAUAAUACGCCUACAGAGGUAAAAAAGCCGUUUUCAAACAUCUAUCCGAAGGACUUUCAUCCCGUUUUUAACAAUUUAUCUUCCGAUACUCACAGCAAUGAAACAAGUCUUAUGCCUCUACCUGUAUAUAAGAUGGAUGUUGACCAAAAUCCAGCACCCAAACAGUUUCGUUAUGAUAUAAAUGACUUUCUUUCUCCAUACCCUAUCAAUAUGGAUACAGAAGAUGAAACUAGUGACUCUCAUAUCAAAUCUCCCUUAAAAGAGAUUGAGGAUUGUCCUAUUAUUAAAACAUUUAAAACCCAAAUUUCUAAAGUUGCCGACAUGACACAAACCGUAAACACUCUUGACACAAUUGCAACGGAUUUUAAGAAAACACAAAGUAUUUAUUUAUAUGAAAUUGAAAAUACCUUAAAUCACCAUUGCGUAAAAUUCAAUCAGGACCCCAAGACAUUAGUAGCAUCAAGAAGAUCAGAAAAUAACACUUGCAGAAGUGUCAAUUCAACAUUUUCUCUUUAUGACAAUCCUAUCAAAAAACAAAAACAUUUCACUCUCAAUACACGACCACUGUAUCUUUCUACAUCACGUAAUCUUUUCAACGAGGAACCCUCAAAAAAUACUGGAAAACUCAUAUUUUCACCAAAGACAGACGUUAUGAGACGAUUCACCUACUCAAACGAACGGAGUUGUAGAAAGAAUAAGCCCGUAGAUGAAUGUUCUACAAAUGGAGAAAGCAAAAGCCAUAUCCUAGUAGAAAAUAUCGAAAACCAGCUCUCGAAUUCUUUUAAUAAAAAUAGCGUAUUAUCAGAAGAUCUUUCAAAUAUGAUGCAGCCUUCAUUAGAUGAUAAUGUAAACGAACAAGCAUUUUAUUCGAAUUCAAAAAGCGUUAUCAAUUCUUACGCUCACAAACAACAUGUGACAAGCGUUACCACGUGUAAACCAUUCGUUUUUCCUUUCAUAUCAAACGGAGUUGAGUCUGAGUUAAUAAGACAAAAAAUACUGAAACAACAAGCACAUGAAUUAUUGAGAUCUAAUAUUAUUUUUCAGUCCGAUUUUACUUUUCAAAGAAAUUCGUGUAAUCAAAAGAAUAAAAUAAAAUCUUUUUUAAAGCAGCAAUUGUAUAAAAUAAAACAGGAGUUAUUCAAUUCAGAAACGUUACAAAAAAAAAAAUUUUAACCCCACUAUUCCAUAACAUUAAUUUCAGUCCUCAAUUUGAAGUUGAACGAUAAAUUCUUUAAACGAUCGUAAUUUAUUUAAAACAAAAAUAAAAAAACUUCAUACUUGGAACUUGACUUACUACUAGAAUAAACAUAUAUAUAUAUAUAUAUAUAUAAUGCUUGAUUCAAUACAGACUGAUUUAGUAGACAACACAUUAUGGCGUAAAAACAACAUGAAAAAAAUAAGGAAUUGAAAUGAAUUCUAAAAAAUAGAUAAAAGGGAAAGAUAAAAAAAAAACGUCUUUAUAGAAUUGAAAUCGCGAGCAAAAAAUUUCUAUAAAGUAACAAAUGAAUGUUCAAUCUAAUUUUAAAGUUUUGCCACAAAAGGGAACAAUUUAGUUCGAUGGUGAGACGUGGGAAGAAAAAGCUAAUUAACUCAACAAUGCCUCAAACCAACGCAACCAAUAUCUAGACCGAAAAAGAAAUCAUUUUUAAAAGCUUACUGACUUUUUAAAAAGAUAACUGAUAUUUUAAAAAACGAACUGGUGUUAUAAAGACCUAACCAAAGCCUGCGAGACCUAACUGACAUUUUUAAAAUAUGACCAACAUAGAAAGCUUACCGUAGUUUCAAGAAAACAAUUAGUGUUUUAAACAAAUAUCCAUCGUUUCAAAAAUCUAACCAGGGUCUUGAAAAACUGUUCAAUGUUUGAAGGAAGUAUUCGACAAUUAAUCGGCAAAACCAUUACAUUUUUCAUCUCAAAAUAUACACAUCUGAGUAUCAUGAACUUACAAGAGAACACAAUUUUUUUUAAAAAAUUCCUUUGCAUGCGUAAAAUUGUACACAAUUUUACCCAUAUCGUUAAAUAUAACUUAUUCGUCAUUCAGAACGUUAUAAUGUUGCUAAUAAAAAUAUAUAUUCAUGCAAUAUAGAAGAAUCUGUAAUCAAAAUAUUUGAAAAAAUAUGAA
Messenger RNA from Hylaeus volcanicus, 4370 nucleotides. RefSeq lists its product as uncharacterized. The record is from RefSeq and is a predicted model, not a curated record. The coding region runs from base 79 to 3423 and encodes 1114 amino acids. The transcript has 4 exons. NCBI's taxonomy places the organism in Eukaryota, Metazoa, Arthropoda, Insecta, Hymenoptera, Colletidae.